AUGCGUUCGCCGACUACCUUCACUGCCUUGGCUGCUCUUGCGUCGUCCGUUUCAGCAGCACCUCACACCAUCACGACCCGUGCCGACUCUGGCGCUCAGAACGUCGUCUACUGGGGCCAGAACGGCGGCGGUGUUGUCGAGAACAACGACCUAGCCACCUACUGCAGCCAGUCUGCCGGCGUCGACAUUGUUGUGCUUUCCUUCCUAUACGAGUACGGCAACGGCAACAAAAUUGCCUCUGGCACCAUUGGCCAGUCCUGCUACAUUGCGCCCUCCGGCGAGGGACAGAACUGCGAUGACCUGGCCAAGGCCAUCGACACCUGCAAAUCCAACGGUGUCAAGGUCAUCGUGUCUCUCGGCGGCGCCGCGGGCGCCUACUCGCUCUCCUCCCAAGACGAGGCCGAGACCAUCGGCCAGAACCUGUGGGAGGCCUACGGUAACCUCAACGGCGCCAACGGCAGCGUGCCCCGCCCCUUUGGCAGUACGUUUGUCAACGGCUGGGACUUUGACAUUGAGAGCAACAGCGGCAACCAGUUCUACCCGGCCAUGAUCGCCAAGCUGCGCGGCAACUUUGCCUCGGACGCAGCCAACCAGUACUUCAUCACCGGCGCGCCGCAGUGCCCGAUCCCGGAGCCCAACAUGAACGAAAUCAUCACGCAGGCGCAGUUUGACUACCUCUGGGUCCAGUUCUACAACAACCCCGGCUGCUCCGUCGACGGCACCAUCAACUUUGACGACUGGAAGAAGAACGUCGCCAACACGCCCUCGUCCAACGCCAAGAUCUUCAUCGGCGUCCCUGCCUCGCCCCUCGGCGCCACCGGCACCCAGAGCGGCGCCAAGUACUAUCUCGAGCCUACGAAGCUUGCUUCGCUCGUCGGUGAGCACAAGUCUGAUACGGCCUUUGGCGGUGUCAUGAUGUGGGCGGCGGGCUUCUCUGAUGCUAACGUCAAUAAUGGCUGCACUUAUGCGCAGGAGGCCAAGCGCAUCCUCACCACUGGCUCUACAUGCUAG
Molecule: messenger RNA, 1011 nt
Organism: Akanthomyces muscarius
Lineage: Eukaryota; Fungi; Ascomycota; Sordariomycetes; Hypocreales; Cordycipitaceae
Exons: 1
Coding region: 1-1011 (336 amino acids)
Biological process (GO): carbohydrate metabolic process
Cellular component (GO): extracellular region
Molecular function (GO): chitinase activity
Source: RefSeq, a predicted model, not a curated record